Messenger RNA from Stegastes partitus (bicolor damselfish), 4061 nucleotides. RefSeq names its product cytochrome P450, family 1, subfamily B, polypeptide 1 (gene cyp1b1). Lineage: Eukaryota; Metazoa; Chordata; Actinopteri; Pomacentridae. The transcript is spliced from 3 exons. Gene Ontology annotation, molecular function: heme binding; steroid 17-alpha-monooxygenase activity; iron ion binding. The record is from RefSeq and is a predicted model, not a curated record. Gene Ontology annotation, biological process: progesterone metabolic process; hormone biosynthetic process. The coding region runs from base 328 to 1941 and encodes 537 amino acids.
GGGGAUAAAUGACUUGAGUUGGCGCUGCGGGGCUUCAAAGCCUGAGCAGGCUGCGGACAGAGAGCACAGAGGAGCGCACAGGCUGCGCUUCACACGCUGUCUGCGGAUGCACAACAGGCUGCACACACUUCUGCAUCAGGCUGUGUGGGAAAGAUGUAGACUGAAGAUUUGACAAAGAAAUGCAGUUUGCUCAGUGAGAAACGCAUCUGGUGUGGGAUGAAAGUUCUGUUUUUCUUUGUUUAAAGCAGAAACAACUUGAUAUUUUUGGAUAAAUCAUAAAAGCUGCUUGUUUUUUGAUGAACCAAGGACACAACCAGGAUCUCCAUCAUGGAUGUGACUCUGCAGGGGAUUGAUCCAGCGACUGCCAGAGCUCUGUUGGUGGCCUGUGUCACUCUGCUCUUCUCCCUCCACCUGUGUCGGUGGCUCUGGCAGCGGUCGGCGCUCUGCCCUCCCGGUCCUCUCGCCUGGCCGGUCGUCGGAAACGCUCCGCAACUUGGCAGCUCGCCGCACUUGUACUUUGCGCGCAUGGCGAAAAAGUAUGGCAACGUUUUCCAGAUCAAACUGGGCUGUCGGAAAGUGGUGGUGCUGAACGGAGACUCCAUUAAACAGGCGCUGGUCAAGCAGGGAGCAGAAUUUGCCGGCAGACCGGACUUCACCUCCUUCCAGUACGUCUCCAACGGGGACGGCAUCGCGUUUGGCACCGUCUCAGACUGGUGGAAGCUGCGCCGCAGAGCGGCCCAAUCCUCCGUGCGCAUGUUUUCCACCGGGAACCCGCACACCAAGAACACGUUUGAACAUCACGUCCUCUGCGAGGUCAGAGAGCUGCUGGCGCUGUUUACGAGGAAGACGCAGGAGCAGCAGUAUUUCCAGCCCUUGACCUAUCUGGUGGUGUCCACCGCCAACAUCAUGAGCGCGGUGUGCUUUGGGAAGAGGUACUCGUAUGAGGACGAGGAGUUUCGGCAGGUGGUCGGCAGGAACGACCAGUUCACGCAGACUGUGGGGGCAGGGAGCAUCGUGGACGUGAUGCCCUGGCUCCAGUACUUCCCCAACCCCAUCAAAACCAUCUUUGAGAACUUCAAGAGGCUCAACGUGGAGUUUGGGAUGUUCAUUGCAGAUAAAGUCCUUGAACACAGAAAGACAGUCCAGUCCAGCAUCGUCAGAGACAUGACAGAUGCUUUAAUAGUGGCGCUGGACCAACUCAGAGAAAAAACAGGGCGUUCGUCUGAAAAAGACUACGUGACUCCCACAAUUGGGGAUAUAUUUGGAGCAAGUCAAGACACAUUGUCAACGUUCCAGCAGUGGAUCAUUCUCAUCCUGGUCAGGUUUCCUGAGAUACAGGUGCGUCUCCAGCAGGAGGUGGACAAAGUGGUGGACCGAAGCCGUGUCCCCUGCAUCGACGACCAGCCUCAGCUGCCCUACGUCAUGGCCUUCAUCUACGAGGUGAUGCGCUUCACCAGCCUCGUCCCCCUCACCAUCCCCCACUCCACCACCACAGACACCUCCCUCAUGGGCUACGCCAUACCAAAGAACACGGUCGUCUUCAUCAACCAGUGGUCCGUCAACCACGACCCAGCCAUCUGGUCCCACCCAGAGACCUUCGACCCCCAGCGUUUCCUGGACCAGACCGGUGCGCUGGACAAGGAUCUGACCAGCAGCGUGCUCCUCUUCUCCCUGGGGAAGCGGCGGUGCAUCGGCGAGGAGCUGUCCAAGCUGCACCUGUUUCUCUUCACAGCUCUCAUAGCACAUCAAUGCAACAUCACUUCAGACCCGGCCAGGCCACCCAAACUGGACUACAACUACGGCCUGACUCUGAAACCUCAUGCUUAUUAUAUAGCAGUGGCUCUGCGUGAAGAUAUGACGCUGCUGAACGCUGCUACAGGGCAGUCGUCCUCUGAAGAGGUGAGGGACGAGCCCUCAUUAGACUCACAAACAAAAGAGUAAAUGAACUCAAAGCUAUAAUAAGCAAAAACAAAUGAAGGCUGAAACAGGAAAUCUGUGGAACUUUGGCUCAUGUGUGUGGCUGAAAAAUAUAUUUAUAACCUGAAAUCUCAGGCUAAAUUCUUAUCUUGUACAUUUUUUUUAAAAAGACAGUUGAGAAUGAUUAAACAGUCAUGAUUCCUGACCUAUUUCUAACAGAUGUGGAAUCUGUCUCACAGCACAGCAGCUCACUGGGGAUUAAUCUUUUACAACUUCAAACGCAGUCCAACAUACCAUUUAACAAUUAGCUAUCUUCCUCUGCAGAUUCAUCAAGGUGGAGGACUGCAGUCAGCUGCUCGUCACCGCUGAACAGCCUCGAGGCUUCUCAGCCUGCAGAGCUGCUGUAACACAUCCUUGUGAUUUUUGUGUGAACGCUGCUUCAACAGUUUAUUGAAAAGUAGAAACUAUCCAGCUUGUAUACGAGAACAUCAUAAUGUUUAAUGUUGACAGUUUUCCUAACAGAUGGAAAUGUUCACUUUUCAGGAAUCCUUUAAAUUCAUGUUUCUCCUGAGUGAGGGGAUCCAAACCCCUUUCUCGUGAAAUAUAAAACUUCUUUAAAAAAAAAUACAAAAAUAUGUAACAUUUGAAGGUAAAGACUAAAAACGGGAGGUUGUUAAGGUGACAAAAGUAAUGUGCCAAGGUCAGGCUCCUGACCAAUGAACCGGUGAAUAAGCUCGUGGAGCGUGUCAGUCUUUAGGCCUCAUGAGGCUUAAAGGCCUAAAAUGUUCAGUACUAAUGUGUAGUUUUUGAUGUAAAGUAUAAAGUUAUAGUUACUCAGGAAUAAGGCUUAUUAAAAAGCCAAAAACUAUUUUAACUAGAAUGCUUUUGAACGUCUUCUAAUAUAUUCUGAAACCUGCUGUAGACGCUGCAGGUGAUGCUUGUGUCUGUUGACUGCUGCCCGACGCACGUAUGAAAAGACUUCAAUCAGAUCAGUGUUAUUUAGCCAUUUAUGUCUCUUUUUGUUUCAGUUUGAAUGUUGUAAAGCUCUACAGAAACGCUGUUACUCCGUUUGUUAAUUUUCAGUGCAGACAACCAAAUUAUUUCUUCUUCUUUUUUAUUUUAUUUACAGAAACAUUAAUGCUGUCAGAGUUGGGGUUGGGACGCUGCGGUGAAUCUGUGUUACGUUUGUAGACUCAUCUAACUGCUGUUAGAGACUAAUGCACUGACUGUAAAGUCUUGGAUUUGUCGGAUUCUUGCUAAAACAUUUUGGAAUAAUGUCAAUCAGGAUAAAUCUUUUACAGGCGACUUUCAGUAAGUGUUAACAGAUCUGGUGUGAGUUGUCUGUGUGUCUCAGUGUGUGGAAGUAAAAAGCAUGAUCUUUGUAAAAACGCUCAGUAAGAUCAGAAAAGCAUCGCAUGAGCCACGUUUCUUUUUCCUCAGUGAACCCCAACGAAUGUCCACAUGCUGAUUUUGUCACAGUUUAAAUGGAAAUAGAAAACGUGAAGAGUGCCAUGUGUCGUUUCAUAAAACAUAAUUUUGUAUUACACGCAGUAAUGUGGUGAACAGUAGGGGUGGGUUAAGUACUGAUACGGCAAUAUAUCGGAACAGUUAAUCAAUGCACUGGUGCCAAAAGGAACAGAACACAUGCAGGUGCUCUGAGUGGAUUCCCCAGUCAGUCAGUUUCACUUACCAGAGUCACUGCUUUACGACUAUUCGUGGUGAUGUUCAUCAGAUGAAUGAGGAGGACGAACCUGCAGUGAAGAAGAAGAAGAAGUUCACAGGAGAAAGACGGUCAACAGCAGGAGAAAGCUAAAUAAGUGAACUGAAACAUUGCUGAAAUUGAAUAUUCAUAACAACACACACACACACACGCAUGCACACACACACACACACACACACACACACACACACACACACACACACACACACAACACCACAAUGCAAUGACUACAUACACCAUUUCUGCUUUCUGCCUUUUUAGGCCCAUUUGUCUUCUUCGUUUACACAGAUAUUGUGAUGUAUCAUAAAUCUUGUAAUGUACUGAGUAUUGCAGAAUCUCUGUAUCGUGAUAUUGUGAGUUACUCUGUGAUUCCCACCCCUCCUGUGCAGUGCAGAAAGAAAAAAAUAAACCAAUUUUUACAAGU